Messenger RNA from Kockovaella imperatae, 1423 nucleotides. RefSeq names its product MAGE family-domain-containing protein. Gene Ontology annotation, biological process: DNA repair. NCBI's taxonomy places the organism in Eukaryota, Fungi, Basidiomycota, Tremellomycetes, Tremellales, Cuniculitremaceae. The record is from RefSeq and is a predicted model, not a curated record. Gene Ontology annotation, cellular component: nucleus. The transcript is spliced from 6 exons. Bases 127 to 1377 code for a protein of 416 amino acids.
UGCUUCACGCGUUGGGACAUUGCGCGCUGGCCGAGAAGCAGGAUUUUUGGUUACAUCGUACUUACAUUGCAAGCGAUCGCAGUACGAGGCAUCGUCUAGCUUGGUCACGCCAACAGGGUACUCAUCAUGCCUCUACGAACGUACCGAAGUCAACAGGCGAGCUCCUCUCGGCGACCUCGAGCACCUGAUCCACCGUCCGAGCCUGAAGAAGCGGAGGAGGACGGACAGGCCAAUGGAGGUGAUGAAGGGGAGGAGCAAAGGGAUGAAGGGGAAGGGGAAGAAGCGACGCAAUCUUCUGGAUCAGGCAUGACGGAGGAGCAAAUCAAUGCUGCCGCUGCACAAGUAGUUCGAUUCGCCAUGUUCCAAGAAUAUAAACGGAGAUCAAUGGUCAGAGCAGACAUAGUUCGAGUCGCUUUCCCUAACCACGCCCGAUCCUUCAACACGGUCCUUGAACGGGCCAGGAAAUUGGCUCGUAAAGAUUUCGGGAUGGACAUUGUGGAGCUGAGAGCCAAGUACAGAGCGGGAGAUGAAAUUGCGAACGGGAGCUCGGCAGGAAAGGGGAAAAAGAGAGCACAAGAGGCAAAUGGAGAUGACGAGGAGGAGGAAGAGGCUCCAGGUGAAUCGGGCGAAACUCAAGCUCCAGCGAGAAAGAAGGUCGCUGGCUCAAAGACGUAUGCGAUGAGAUCCAUUCUGCCUGUGAAACUUGUACAUGCCUUAUCUAAACCUCGAGCUCUACCGGACAUGGAGGACGAUGAAGAGGAUGUAGCGAAUGGACGGGGGAUCGAGGAUCAAAUGGACUCAGGUGCACUCCUACGUCUUGACAAGGGCGAUGGGACCGCAUCAGGGAAUAUAGGUCUGCUUGGAAUACGCACAGUCAUCCUCUGUAUCGUCCUCGUAUACGGUCGACUAAUUACGGAUGACGAGCUUCACGCUCUACUACGUCGACUCAAUCUCUAUCGCGAGACUAUCCUUCCGUACCGCUCGAGCGAUCAUAGAGAACCACCCAUGACCUUGGACAAAUACCUCGACUUGAUGUCUCGACAGGGGUACCUCGAGAAGACCAAGAUCCCAUCUCCGAAUGGUCAGCCGGGAGAAGGUGAAAGUGCAGAAUGGCGAUGGGGAAGUCGAGCGGACCUAGAGUUCUCAGAGGUCGCAGCGGCAGACUUCAUUCAGAGAGUGUUCGAGAAGACUGACGAGGAUGACGUGGUGAGACACGCCGAUGAAGAUGAUGAGGAUGCUGCUGGGGCAGGAGGGAAUCGAGUGCAACGUCGUCGUCGAGAAGAAGAGGCUUCAGAGCAGCGCAAGGCGAAAAGGAGAGAAGAGCUGCAUAAAAAGUUGACUCUCGCCGCGGGGUCAGCUCUUACUGGAGAGUUGUGACAGGGCGAGUCUAGGCAGACGAAAUGAAUGCAUUUCAUGUCGUCUC